Molecule: messenger RNA, 1996 nt
Organism: Hemiscyllium ocellatum (epaulette shark)
Lineage: Eukaryota; Metazoa; Chordata; Chondrichthyes; Orectolobiformes; Hemiscylliidae
Gene: dync2li1
Product: dynein, cytoplasmic 2, light intermediate chain 1
Exons: 13
Coding region: 85-1146 (353 amino acids)
Biological process (GO): intraciliary retrograde transport; intraciliary transport involved in cilium assembly
Cellular component (GO): axoneme; cytoplasmic dynein complex; ciliary basal body
Molecular function (GO): dynein heavy chain binding
Source: RefSeq, a predicted model, not a curated record
GGGGCCUGGGCAGCCUGUGGGGGUUUCUCAGGGAGUCGGGCUAAACGGGAUGCUAUGAACGGGCGGUUCUUUCGUCGAUGAAAGAUGCCCCGGGCUAGUGACACUCUCUGGGAUAUAGCUGUGGCUCAAGUUUCAAAGAAAAAUGAGGAGAAGGAAAAUGAAGGAGAUCUAGAAGUCAAGGAGAGAUCUGUAUUCUUUUUGGGAAAUAAAACUGGGGGAAAAACUACAAUUAUACUCCGAUUUCUUGACAGGGAUGAAAUCCCGAAGCCUACGUUAGCUUUGGAAUAUACUUUUGGAAGAAGAGCAAAAGGACAUAAUACUCCAAAGGAUAUUGCUCACUUUUGGGAACUAGGUGGUGGAACAUCAUUAUCUGAUCUUGCUCAGAUUCCAAUCACCAUCGACAGCAUAAGGACCAUUUCUAUUGUUUUGGUUUUGGACCUUUCCAAGCCCAAUGACCUAUGGCUAAGCAUGGAGAAAUUGCUGAAUGUGACAAAGAACCAUAUCAACACAACCAUAAAUGAACUGGGCAAGAAGGAUUCCAUAAAUGUAAAUGAUUUCAAGCAAAAGACCUGGAAAACAUUGCAGAGGAAUCACCCGGAUUGGGAACUAAUUGAUCCAUUUCCCAUUCCUCUUGUUAUAAUUGGGAGCAAAUAUGAUAUUUUUCAGGAUUUUGAAUCUGAAAAGAGGAAAGUAAUCUGCAAAACACUCCGCUUUGUGGCUCAUUAUUAUGGAGCUUCAUUGUUGUUUUUCAGCAAUAAAAUGGAAAGCACAAUAUCUAAAAUGCGGACUAUCCUGAAUCAUUUGGCAUUCGGUACUGACAGAAGCAAAGCAGUAUCUGUUGAGUACAAUAAGCCACUGUUUGUUCCGGCUGGUCUGGAUUCACUGAGUCUGAUUGGGUCUCCACCAGCUACUGAAAUUGACUUAGGGAAGAUAAAUGCACGGAAUCCUGUUGAUCUGUGGAAGAAAGUAUAUGAAAAGCUGUUUCCAUCUGAGAAUACCAGCGAAUUGAAAUAUGUGGAAGAUCCUGCUAAAAACCCACAAUAUGCUGAACCUGAAGUGGAUGCAAUGAGGGCACAGAAGGAUCAGCCUCCCAACUUUUGGCCUGUCUCCAGGCCACUGUCCAAGAUCUACAGUAGGGACCAUUGAUUGACCAGCUGCCACCUGCCUGAUCACAUCCUGAGAAACUAUGCAGGCUGCUGCCAACACCCAGGAUCUGCCCAAAAAUGACCUGUCUGCCCCAACUGAACUUGGCAGCCACAUUCUCCUCUUCCUGGUCUAUGGGGUGGCACAAUGACUCAGUGAAUAGUACUAUUACCUCACAGCCAGGGACCCAGGUUCGCUUCCACCUUGCACAACCGUCUGUGUGGAGUUUUCAAGUUCUCCUGUGUCUGCGUGGGUUUGCUUUGAUUUCCUUUCACAAUCUGAAGAUGUACAUUUGAGGUGGAUUGGCCAUGGUAAAUUGCCCAUAGUGUCCAGGCAUGUGCAGUGGUGUUGGAGGCAAUUCCGAGGACGGUCACUAGAUUGAUCCUGGAGAUGUUUGUCAUUUGAAGAGAAAUUGAACAAUUUAGGCUUGUACUCUUUGGAAUUUAGAAGACUGAGGGGAGAUCAAAUUGAGGUAUUUAAGAUGAUAAAAGGUAUGGAUAAAAUAGACAUGGAGUGGAUGCUUCCUCUUGUGGGGCACUCUAAGACAAGACGUGAUAGUCUUAGGAUAAGGGGUAGCAAAUUUAAAAGAGUAGAGGAAAAACUACUCCCAUAGGGUUGCGAAUCUGUGGAAUUUGAUAUCUUGAGUGUGGUGAAUGCUGGGACAGUGAGUAAAUUUAAGGAGGAGUUAGACAGAUUUUCAAUUGGUAAUGGUUUGAAGGUUUAUGGGAGGAAGGCAGGAAAAUUUGAGGUGAGAACCAUAUCAGUCAUGAUUGAAUGAUAGACCAGACUCUACGUGUUAAAUGGCCUAACUCUGUUCCUAAAUCUUAUGAACUACUAUCCACUAUUGCUCUGU